Molecule: messenger RNA, 1392 nt
Organism: Acaulospora colombiana
Lineage: Eukaryota; Fungi; Glomeromycota; Glomeromycetes; Diversisporales; Acaulosporaceae
Source: the annotation of a GenBank genome assembly
AUGGGAAACAGUUGUUGUCCGGGUUCCAAACCAACCUCGCAGCCUAUAUCUGCGCAACCUCGAACGACAGUGUACCAACCACCGCCUCCCCCGAACUUUACCCCACCAAUAAAUCCGCAUGUUCAGGUACCACCAACAAUCCAAACGCAAACCUCGCCAGUUUAUAUUCAGCAACUCUAUUCUCCUAUAAGUCAGCCUAUUAUAGUUUCACAUGGCCCAACUUCUCCAGUUCAACACUCAGCCGAUUUCCAACCAUCAAAUGUUACGAAUCAAAAUAAUAUAGUUUCUGAGGUUUAUGAAAUUCCACCUAAACCUCAAAAUCCACCAAGAGGAGAUGCAACCUGUUCAAAUUGUAGCAAACGCAAAGUAGAUACUGAUACUGACGGUUUCCCAAGCGAAUAUUGUAGUGAUGAGUGCCGUCGAGAAGCGCUUGCAUCAGGAUUUUUCACCCCAUGUUUACAAUGCAAAGAAUUUCCUCGAAUCACUGGAUCCGAAUUUUGUGGGUGGAAGAAGUGUAGAAAUCUACCAAUGUGUCUACAAUGCAAAACCAAUCGCGUCUUUCCACGAUCCCUUUGGUGCUCAAAAUCUUGUCGGGAUAAAACUCCUAAUUGGAGAAAUUUAAUAACCGAAAAGAGCAACCAAUUAUGUUUGAAUUGCAACCGAAACUACGUAUUAGCAGGUCAGGACUUUUGCGGAGAUCAAUGUGAACGCUUUGUUUGGAGUAAAGCAAACGGAGAAAAAUAUAAGGACAUUACGAAUCAGUUUAAAGCCGCUUGGAAGCACCGACAUAAAACCAUUCCCGAGAUUGAUUCGAUAUGGAAGAUAUACUGCACCGAAGAGAUGAACAAUAGAUAUAAUAAUUAUCGAGAAGAAGUUGAAAGAGAGCAUAAUUUGGCUGGCAGGCCUUUUCCAAAAGGAGAUGGAAGGCGUUUAAUGAGUGCGGGAAAUGAACAAAGGCGUUUUCAUGGAACAAAAAUGUCGUGUUUCAUUGGUUUAAAGAACGGGGAAAUUUGCAACGAUCAAUCUUGUUCUGUUUGUUGCAUCAUAAAAGAAGGAUAUAAACUUCGUUAUGUAGGGACCGGCACAAUUUCUGCCGCAUUCCAACGUUUUGGGAGAGGCAUAUAUUUUUCCGGAACCUCUUCGAAAUCUGAUGAUUAUAAUGAGGGUUCAUUAAAAAACUAUUUCAAGGAAAACUACAAAGUGAUGUUAUUGAAUAAGGUUGUAGUGGGUAAGGGACAUCCGUUAACAAAAGAUAACAUGACGUUAACUAGUCCGCCGCCUGGAUUUAACAGUGUGCUAGGGGAGCCCAGUGAAACCGGUAAUCUUAAUUAUGAUGAGGUGGUUGUGUAUAGGGAGGAAGCGUCCCUUCCACAAUACUUGAUUGUUUAUAAG